CGGAUGGGAUAUUCCUCUCAUUGCAUUAGUGUGAACAAAAAGAAAUCUUUAAAGACUUGACACUUCACAGUAUUUAUUUACUAAACUUUAAUUUAAUAGUUUAAGACUUAAGUCUUUUUUUUUUACCUUGCCCUAGUCUUUUAGUACUCUUUAGUAGUCUUUUUUUACAAACACUCAACGACAUCAAAAACAACAUUGAGUUUUCAGCACUCAAACUCAAAGAUAAAAUUCAAAAAAAAAAAAAAAAGCUCAACAAUAAUUAAAUUAAUUAUUUUUUUUUUUACCUUGACCUAGUCUUUUAAUACUCUUUAGUAGUCUUUCUUUACAAACACUCAACGACAUCAAAAACAACAGUGAGUGGUCAGCACUCAAACUCAAAGAUAAAAUUCAAAAAAAAAAAAACAAGCUCAACAAUAAUUAAAUUAAUUAUCAAUUCAAUGCGCCGAGUAAAUAUAUAACUUAUUAUAACUGUAGUUGUAGGCCUACAUUUACCGUCAUGGCAUCUGUAGUGUACACUUUUCAACCUUUUGUCUUUGUAAAACAAACUUAAAAUGAAUCUGACCUAAGCCUAGGCCUAAGCCUAAGCCUACUACUACUGUACUAAAUGUAUAAUUUAAUUUUAAUAUAGACUUAGAAAUGUAACUAUAAGUCUGAAAUCUAAAUCUAAAACUAUUGUAGUAAUGAAAAUAAAUUACAUGUUUGAUUUGCUGGAAUUAAAUUAUAAUAUUAAUAUUUAAAAAAUAAUUAAUAAUUAGUUACAAUUUUAAUGAUUAAAUUUGAAAUCAGUAUUAUCCUUUGCAACUUAGGAGACUGAUGAUUACAUUGGCAUUGCAACACAAGUGACUUUGAAAUUGAAGUGAGGUUAAAACUGAAAUCUACUUUUCUCAGAAAAAAUAUUAUAGUAUAGCACCGAUUAAAUAUAGUAUAUGCCUAUGGCUAUAUUUGAGACUGAGAUUGAAACUGUAACUGUAGGCGUAGGCAUCCCCAUAUGCCUACUUCCUAGAACUAAAUGAUUUUAAAAACAACUCAUACUCAUUGAACUCAUUCAGCAAUAUUAUUAUAAAAUAAAUAUUUCAAAGAAUGGAUUUCGGGGAGUUUUAGUUUUAUACUUCUCAAUAAAAUAAUUUGUAAGUUUAAAUCAGGUCAAAGUUCAAGAAUUUGCAAUAGGCUAUAGAAUUAAUGAUUGAAUGUUAUUUUGCUCAAUUUGAAUUUGCAUUGGGAAGUUUUAUUUAUAUUGUGAAAUUGUUUUUAUUUCACUGCUCUUCUGUAAAAUAAUGUAUAUGAAUGAAUGCAGAGUGAAUAUCCUUGAAUAUUGAUUAGUUUAACUUUAUUCACACUGAUCAAGAAGUGAAGGUAAAGUUAAUUUUGUAGAAACUGAUCAAGCAUAAGAAUAUUGAAAAGACUUUUAGAGGCUUUUAAUUUUGACUUAUUUUCUAUACUUCUCUGGGAUAUAAACUAUUUAAGAUUUCAAUUACAUUUUCUUUUGGCAUGAUAGAUAAUAAAUUAUUCCUUUUCUGUGAUUGUUAUAUUUUUUUUUAGUAGGGAGUUCACGUCCCAAUACAACACAGACCAUGGAUAUUUCUUCUUUAAAAAAUGAAGCAGCAGAUUAUCUGACCAAAUCAGGCUGUAGCCUGGUUGUCACCCAUGACGAUGAGAAGAAUAAUCAGAUACAUCUGGAAUCACGAGGGAACAGUUUCAAAUUUUACAUCACAUGCCCUAGUUCUGAUAGUCCCUCAUGGGUUUGUAAAACUCUAUUUAUAACAUGAUUUAAGACGUGUAAUAUUUUUAUCAGACAUAUUUACUCCCAGAUAUUCUUGUUCAUUAACGGAACUUUAAAAAAGUAUAUAUAUUUCAGAGAAAUAUGUGGCAUGGGGUUAUAAGAAAUUUUUUAUAAUUAUAUUCUGUUACUGUUAUAAAAAAAACAAUGAAGAAAAAUGUAAUUAAUAAAUGCAACAGAACUUUUUAAUGAGCUGUUGACUUUAGCAAGUAGAAAAAUAGAAAAAUAUUUUUUUUUUUUUUUUUUAAAUAGACUUUGUCGAAUUGGCCUGGCUGACCUAAAUUGAAUAAUGAAAUUACUAUUUUAGAAUGUGGAAGUUUUAUUUUUGGAAAUGUUUAGUAUGAUUACUGUAUGCACCCGUAGACACAUGAAGGGAGUAUCUAUUUAAUUAUUUUUUUAAAUAAUGUUUUUUAUCUUAAGAGCAGUAUUCCGCCCACUCACAUAUUAUUUUAUGGGGUAGGCUUAUGUGUGUGAUACAGAAUUUUCAGGCUUAUCCUGGCCAAAAUUAAAAGGGUUAGUCUUAUGAACAAACUGGCAUAUUAACAAGUGUAAACAGUAUAUUCAAUUGUAAUUUUAUAAAGAGAUAAUGAAAUAAUUUGUUUUUAAAGUUUAUUUGUUGUCAUUUAUAUGAGCUUGCAAUGCUUAAGUAGUUUUUAUUCUAUUACUGAAACAACCUAGAGUAUAUUGCGUUAUCAUUAUUAAUAAGCUUUCACUUUUAUGUCUUUGAAAUCGCCAUUUUCCCAUCAGUUAUUUUAAUUUUUAAUUUCCAGAAUAUUUGGAGUGACCACAGUGGCUCCCAAAAACAAUUACAAUAUGUCCUUGACUCUUGCAAUCUUGAUGACUGUAAGAGUAUUACAGCUGUCUUAGAAAAAGUUUCUGCCAGCAUAAACUUGGUAAGCAAUACCCAAAUGGAUAACUUAAAUUAAUAAUUAAAUAAUACAGGAAUGUUUUGUUUAAUUUUAAAAUAAUGAAUUUAUAUGCUAAAUUUUAAAAUAAGCACAUCAAAACUAAAUCUCAUACUGAAAACAAUAUGUGCAAUGAAAUCAAAACAAGAUUCUAAAAAAGCAUCUUAUCUCAUUUUAUUUAUUUAUCUAUUUAUUAAUCAUAUUUGUAGCCAGUGGAAUUGUCAUAUGUGGUAUUAAAAUUAUAAAAUCGAUAACAAGAAAUUAUUAAUCCACAUUAUUCUGGUAAAUUAUCUGUUUUGCUAUUGACAGGCUCAGAACUAGAUUGUUUUAAAACCUUUUAAGUUUGACUAAAUGUCCAAAAACAUGACAACAGGACCCCAUUGUUGUUGAACAUAUUAUGACAAUACGACCCCAUUGUUAAUAAACAUUUGACAAUACCACCCUAUUGUUGAUGAACAUUAUAAGAAAAUACGACCCCUUUGUCAAGGGAAUGAGAAUCACUGUUGUUAGUAUGAACAUUGUUUUGGUCCGUGAGUUGUGUUGUGGGUGUUAUUAUUGUGUCUGAAUGAUCAUUGGAUGACAAGAAUAGAAUAAUAAACAAGUGUAUGAGGCGUGAGAUAGGGAGAGUGGAAGGAAGAGAGAGUUGACUUAGGAGAUUGUCAUGAGAUGUUCAUGAGUGAUAGCACCUGUGUUUUGGAUAGACUGUGUAGUUUAAAGGAGAUACUCUUACCAGGUGAAUAUGCGUAACAGAUAAAUGUAAUAAAGAAGAACCCAAGUCAUACAUAAAGUGUUUGUGUUCCAAUAUUCAGUGUGCCUGGGUAUUCGUUUAAAGACAUUGUUAUAGAGGUAUAGAGUGUCAUCAACAAAUGCUUGAAAAUGCUCCAGUAGAGUAAUAUAUUACCCUAUUUCAACACACAUUGUUGAUGACUAAUGUAUGUGAAUAAUGGCAGAAAUAGUUAUCUGUUAGCUAGUUAUAAUAAAUUAUAAAAAAAUGUACACCCAUUGAAGCAGAUAUUACAAAGUAGUUAUUUAUUUUUUUAAUUGUAUUUAACUUAGGUCUCUUCAAUGAAAACUUUUAAAGCCACUGCCUCAGCAGAUGAAGAUAUGGAGGUUGAAGAAAAUGAUGCAGAUGAAGCUGAUGACUUUGAUAGUUAUUAUGGAGCAGACGAUGUUGAUGCCCAGGAGGACGAUGUUAAAUUAGUUUCUGAGGAGUAAGCUUUAAAUUUUAGCAAAUUUGUUUCUUUUUUUUUUUGGUUUUGUUUAAACAUAAUGUUGAAUAUUACAGGCAAACAUCACUUUUUGAGAGUGAACAUUUUUUAGUUGGGAGUUCAAAAACUUAAAAGUAUAUUAUUUUUCAGUUUGUGGUAUAGAUAAUGGCUUGUUUGAAAAUGACAUAUACACAAAAAUAUUCAUUCACAUCUCAAAUGAAACAUAAACGUAAAGAAUGACCAAAAUUUUCACAUGAAGAAAUAUUUACCUGAAUUAUGGGGGAAUUAUCAUUUUUUUGAAAACAUGGAAUUUCAAUUUUGCUUAUGGAUCUUAAGGCAAAUAUCAAUUAUCAGAAGGAAACUUAAUUUUUUUAAAUGCAAAAUCUUUAUGUCAAAACUCUUCCCAAAUGAUUAUUAAGGUGUGUAAGUUAACAUCCGAGUUUUUUAAAAUGUAUCGGUAUUUUACUUUCAUAAAUCACAAAUUAAGAAGAAUUAUUUUCUCUAAUAUAUAAAAAGCUGCAACAAUUAAAAUUAAAUGCUUUAAAUAAUCAAUUAACUUGAAAUAAUCAUAGUUUUUAUCCUAUCUUCAGUAGAGAAUCAGAAGAAAAACUGGCAACAAGAUUUUUCAAAGGCAAUGGUUCUGAAAUGGCUGUAAAACGUUUAGUUAAAGGUUAUAUUUUAUUACGUAUUACUUCUUUCAUUGAUCCCUUGUAUAAAUUGUUGUCAAGCUUAUUAGAUUAUGUGAUAUUGAAAAUUGCUCUACACUGAUGCUUGAUGGAGAUGAAAAUGUAGUUCAAAUGAGGUUUGUGUUAGCUUGACGAAAUUGACAGCGUCUGUCGUCUGUUAUAGGGGAAUUGCUGUAUAUAUAUUUUAUUUUUAAAUCAUCUAUUGAAUUUGACAGAUUUUUUUAAUCUCCGAUCUUUGCAGAAUUAAAGGAAACAACUUAAUAACUUUACUUAAUUAUUUAAAUUAGGCUCUGAAAGGGAAUUUUUAAAAAUAUUUAACACACAUGAAUACUUUUUCUUAAUUGCUCUUAUGGGAAAUUUAUUACUUAAAAGUGAGACUAUGCUUGCCAGGUGUAUUUUGACAAUUUUAAAUUGUAAAAUAAAAAGCAUUUUAAAAUCAAUGGAAGCUAUUUAUAAUUUGAAAUAAAUUUCCCAUCAAAUUAAUCUUCUGCCCACACUUGUGUGAUCUCUGUUUGGGAGGAAAUUCACCCCUUGAUUCCACUUGUAUGAAAUACAAAUAAGAACACUAAAGUAAUUUCAAGAACAUUAUUGUUCUUUCUGACUAAGUAAGGGAGAUAAAUGCUUCCCCUUAUUGCAACAGAACAGUCAGGUAACUUGCCCGAAAUCAAAGUUUGUCCAUAAAUGACUGUAUGCCCUUUUGCCUGUAUGCCACAUGAACCAAGGGAUCAUGUUUUUAAAUUAAAAUUUUCUUAACAACUAAGACUUUCAGACCACACAAAAACAAGAUCACUAAACUAUUAGUAAUUAUUCAAAUUCUGAAAUUCAAGUGAUUUAUGGCAUCACUUUCUUAAACUCAACCUUUAUUUGAGCCCAAAAUAAAAACAUGGGGCUAGCCAUAUAGCUCUUACUUAAUGCUGCUUAAAGAUUAAAUGAUUUUUUUGUUGAAUUAUUAUUUUUUGACACAUUUGUUUUCAUCUUUCUUUCCCCAGAUUUAAAAAAUAUUAGUGUUUGUGGGCCGAAAUUUGGGUUUUUGGCAUCUCCUGUGGAAAACAACCUGUUUGUCUGGGUAGGAAAACUCUUUUUUGUAACAAAUGCUUUUUGUAAAGGAGGUAGUGCCAUAAACUUCAGGAGACAAUUUGGACUUUCAUCCUUCUUUUAUUCUUAAGUAUAUUAUUAAAUGUACAAUAUGCAUAACUAUUUUAUCAUGGUUUUGCUAUGAGAUACUUUGUAAUGUUGGUCUCUAUCAUGCAAGCUUGUUCACAAUGCUUAUCUUGAAGUAAGUUGAAGCUUGACUCGUUUCAGCUCUGUUUAUGAACUUACUUUUUCAAAGAAUUUAUUGUGGUAGUCAAUAUGUUGUUUUUUUUCCAUAGCAAGUGAAGCUUACAAACAUACCAACUGAUACACGACUGGGCAAAGAUUUGGUGAUUUAUGCCAAGAAGUAUAACCAAGAGGUAUGGAAAAACUUCAAGUGUUAUGUAGGUUUGUUAUUGUCCUUUUCUUAGAUCAAGCCUGUUACUAUAAUAAGAUAAUCUAUAUAAAGCUAAUACUAAUAUAAAAAUGAAAUGUCACACUAUAGCUAGAUAUUUAAAACAUCCGAUAGAUGUUUUUGUAUAUGUAGAAAAUAUGUGCAUGCGUGUGCAUCAGAGUUGUACAUAAGGAGUACCAUUGAAUGAAUUUGUCUGUGGCCCCUUAAUAAAAAGUAUCUGUAUCUAAUUAUUAAAAUAUUUAUAAUGCAGCAUCCGGGCACUACCGGUACCCAUAAGUUUUUUUUUUUUUUAACUAUAAAAAAAAAAGGUUAAGAUUUAAGCAGUGUAAAAAGGAACAAAUGGAUCACAAUUUUAUUGGAAUAUAUUGGACCAUUGACAUGUUUCUCCAUAAUAUGUGCAAGUUAUUCUUUAAAGUAAGAUUUCAGACAUAAUGCAUUGAGAAUUAACUAUCACAUGGUCUAAUUAUAAAAAAUGCCCUGUUUUCUACCAUCAUGUUGAGAAUAACCUCCCAUAAUCUCCCAUAAUUUAUGUAAUUUUGAUAAGUAGAGUUAGUAGUGCUGUAUAUCAUCUCUUACUCAUAAGAACAGUCACUUUUGUUUACCCUCAACAAUCCCUUUUGUACUCACAGCCUGUUAUAACACUGGACAUGCAAUUUCCAACGGAUUAUCCAUUCAGUCCUCCAUUUAUCAGAGUUCUUAAACCAAGGUUCCAGUUUUUGACAGGUUAGUAUUAAACUUACCAAUCAAUAUCACAUCAGCAUUAAAAUAUUGUUUUAUUUUGCACACCAAAACAUAAUGUAUUUUUGAAGAAAGUGGUCUUGAUAUAUUUACCUGUUACAUUUGACAUUGGUGUUGAUUCUAAAAACCAUGGGAUCAUGCCAGGGUGUUCCUAGCAUCUUGAUAGGGUUAAAUAAUUAUUAUUUUAGGGGAAACAAGAUAAAGAUGUUCGCUACAAACUUUAAAAUAUUAAAAAUGUACAUUUAGAGAAGUAUUGUUAACAAAUUAGUCCAUUUAGAGAAGUAUUGUUAACAAAUUAGUCCAUUGAGAGAAACAAAAAAAGCCCUUGACAUGUUAUAACUGAUAAUGACAAAUGACGCUUACGCUUACAUCAAUUUUAUUAAAUGUAUCCAUGUGUCAAUUUAAUGGAGCUUCAUUUUUGCACAGGCCAUGUAACUAUUGGUGGUAGCAUAUGUAUGCAAAUGUUAACCAAGUCUGGUUGGUGCCCAACCAAUGAUAUUGAGGUAAUUUAUUUAUUCUUUGUAUUUAAAUUUGAUCAUUUAUAGUAAAGCAUUAGGUACCAAUAUUAUGAGUCAUUUGAAACUUCUAAAUAAAUUCUAGUAAUAUUUUAUAUUUAUCGUAGAUCUAUUUGCAGAUUUUCUCCACCAUAAAUAUAUAAUUUACUUCAAACUCUGAAAUGAGGAAAUGAAUGAGUUUAUUCGUGCUCUUAAAUUUUAUUUCUCCUCCUAAAUCUUAAAAUUAUCUGUGAUUUAUUUUCAAUUAAUUUUUAAAUUCUUUGCAUUCAAAUUUUUUUUUCAACCUUAAUUUUUAAUUUGCUUAUAUUAAGUUAUAAUUAUAAUUGAUCAUUUUCUUGAAUGAUGACCAAUAAUUUCUUUCUUCUUCUUCUUCUUCUUCUAUAUCUUAAGGGCCCAUGAUCAAUUUAUUGAUCAUUUUGGCUCCUAUCUUUUAUUUCUUCCUUUUAACUUUUAUGUUUACCCAGGGGUUAAUUCAUUGGAAACAACCUUGGGAGUUGCUCAUGGUUUUUUUAUCAUAAAAAUCAAUAAACUUGUUCAUCUUAACAAAUUGCCUAAAUUUAUUAGAGGGGAGCUGUACUUUUGUAGAUAUGCCCUUCCAAGCCGAUAAGAAGUUUUUUUUGAGUCUUAAUUUUAAAACACUUCCCAUUGAAUCGUCAGAGUAUCCUUGUGCAAGUCCGAUCAGAAAUCUUGAGUGACCCAAAGGCCAGUCUUGAUGUGCACAAAUCAGCAACAGCAUAUUCAGAAAUAGAGGCCAGGACAGCAUUCCAGCGGAUGGUUGAAAAGUAUGGAUGGUGAUAGUUGGAUCAAGCUAUUACACAACUAUUUUUAGUUUGGGAAUGCAAGAAUGCAAUAUGAAAGAGGACUACAAGAACACAUAUUGUGUUAUAGAUAUUUCCGUAGGAAUGUGUAAAAACAUACCUUGAAUACCUUUUGUCUUUCAGCAAUCAGGUAAUUUUGAUAAAAUAUUUCCUAAUUUAGUCAUUUGUGUUAUGCAUACUGAUUUUGUUUUACUUUUGAUUGACUAGC
Molecule: messenger RNA, 8341 nt
Organism: Lymnaea stagnalis (great pond snail)
Lineage: Eukaryota; Metazoa; Mollusca; Gastropoda; Lymnaeidae
Source: the annotation of a GenBank genome assembly